AGAGCGGCGGUUGUUGAACAAGUAGCGCCCAGUCCAACUGAUCCUCGUGAGGGCAGUUGCCGAGAACGCCCGAUGAUCAUUGCCGAUGAUUCGACCGAUGAUUCGACCGAUGACGAGUCGGAGGAUGACGAGUCGGAAAACGACGCGGCCACCGCCGCCGAACGUCGCCGCGGCGGCUCUCUGGGCAUUUGCCGUGAUCGAUCCUAUCAUGCAGAUGGGGACGAUGAGGACGAUGGAGGCAAUGGGGAUAAUGAGGGAGAUAUGCUUCCAGGUCUAGCACAGGACUAUACGUCUCAAGGUGAUGACGGAGUGAGGGAGCAUGGUAAGAAAUCCGUGUCAUGCAAGCGUCAGGGCGCAUUCUCGUGUCCGUAGAUGGUGUCCUUGGGCGGGACAGAAGCCGCAGUGACGAUCUCAACACGGCAAGCACGCUGCGCUGGUCACACAAGCGGAAGCACGCCGAGUCUGCCGGUACAGACACGUCGAUCAUCAGUGAACCGACGGAGCCCAUCUCGGAAAGGCAUGAUGGACGCGCGCAUUCCUCAAAGCGACAGCGACCGUGCUCUUUGUCGCACUACCGUUCAGCCUUGAGUCGCACUUCCACGCCGAGGCCAGGCUCGCCAACUCCGGGCAACGCCGUGAACCCACAAAACGGCGGUACGCGCGAUGGAAGCGCCAGCAGUGACGUCCGCGACGAUGCCGACCCUCCACAUCCGCUCGUCAGCAGCGAGGGCGAUGUUCGCAUCGGUGAACACGGCGGGAACAACGAUAGCAGAACUCCCGGAGAUGACUUCAAUCCGCGGGAUACCGUUUCUGGCACAGCGCUCUCUUCCAGUCCGUCGCCAAGCGACCGGAACAGGAACGAAACGCAUCCGGUUGACGCGCUGGAGACGCCAGAGAACGAUGGAGACACAGAGAUGGCUGUGGUCGAAGGCAGUGCUGACGACGGAGCUGGUCUUGGGGGUACGACGGUGCCUCGACGACUGCGAAGCUCCAUCGACACCACUCGGCCCAUGGAGGCUCCGAAGCCUGCGACGAAAGGCGGGUUCCGACGAAGCGGUGUCAAGGGCCCACAUGCCGCCGGCGAGAGCGAACAGUCCAUACGGGAGCGGGCCGGGCAACAGAACUCAUCAUCGAAAGUUGCCACCGUCCGCCGCGUCAAGCAGCAGAAGGCUGCGGUUCUGCAGCGGAAAGCACGACCCAAGCGCCCGUCUCAGCCCAGUCGUACGACGGUCAGGUCUUCUCUAUCUCGUCUCAUAGGUGGACCCGACUCUCCCUCUCUCCUGCCGCAAUCUGCUACCGCGGAAGUGAUGCUGCCGCUGGACGGUGGUAGCACUUUGUCUAGCCCAACUCCGCAGAAGCUCACUAACACAAGUCUGAGGCGAGUCUCUGCAGGCGUGUCAUUCUGGGCGACUGUCAUCCAGGACGAUCGCAACGUGCCAGCCUUCUCUUAUGAUGAGUCACUGGCGCUCAUCCAGACUGCGCUUGGUGAUGCAGGGCAUAUUGACGGCACCACCAUUAUGCCGCUCGCGCUGAAUUCGUGGCUGGUGACCGGGUUCCUUCACGCCCGUCGCCAUGCGCCCGAGCCCGCCGCUACUGAAACGGCGACAGAAGCAGUCGGCGUCUGCAGUGAUUCUGAGAGCGAUUCCGAGAGCGACCCAGAGGAGGCUACGUACACUCUGCGCAAUGGAGCUGCCCAGGCAGGAGCUACCCUCUCGAGCGAUGAGUCCCCGGACGACGACGACUCCGGCUCGAGCGACAGUGAUGUCGAUCCCAGCCGGGCUGGCGGCGAUUCUCAAGGCGAGGAAGCGAGGGCCAGCGGCAGUCGUUGGACAGAACCGGAGGAGAAACUCUUGCGGGAAUGCAAGGAGGAGGACAAACUGCCAUGGAAGGAGAUAUUUCCCAAAUUUCCUGGCAGGACACCGGGCGCGGUGCGACUGCGCUGGCACAUGUUGCAAGGGCCGUCCUAGGGGGUCCUGGUUCAGCGGUCUAUCUUCGAUCUCUCAAAUCACAAUGAAAUCGCAUCAUCACGAAAAACUCCAUCCUUCACGCUUGUGCUGGUCAGCUCGCAUGUUGGAUGUUCUGUCUGUCUGUCUCUCGUCUACAAUCACUCGCAUCCGGCUUUUCCGACUCCCUUAUUACUCUCAAUCACACCACGUCGUCGCAA
Molecule: messenger RNA, 2164 nt
Organism: Trematosphaeria pertusa
Lineage: Eukaryota; Fungi; Ascomycota; Dothideomycetes; Pleosporales; Trematosphaeriaceae
Exons: 2
Coding region: 339-1967 (542 amino acids)
Source: RefSeq, a predicted model, not a curated record